AUGACCAAACUAAUUGGACUAAUAUUUUCCAUAAUUUUAAUAAUAAUAAAUGUCUCAAUUUUCGAAGCCGUCCUAUCAAGAAAAUACAAAAAUCGGUCGCCAUUGUACCGAAAUAAAUUUACGCUUCGUUCCGCAACUCCAAGUUCUGAUAAAACAUGGGAUAAUUGGGCUGGAAAUAUCCAUUUGGCGCCUGAAGCAAUUUUCAAGCCAACCACGCUCACUGACCUUCAAGACAUCGUGGACCUGGCAAGAAUGAAUGGGAAAACGAUUCGGUGUGCCGCUCAGGGACAUACCUUUAGUUCGUUGUCAGUGACAAAGAAAUAUUUGGUGAUAGUUAAUAAUUUAAAUAAUGUUCAAAUUCUGCAGGACAAAAAUUAUGGUUGGGUCGUUACUGCGGAAGCUGGCACUUCAAUAAACGAAAUCGAUAACGCCCUACGAACCAACAACCCGCCGUUGGCCCUUUCAUCAGCAGUUACGCCAGACUACUUUAGAGCUGCGGGUGUUGUUGCAACUGGGUCACAUGGCGCAAAAACCACAUUAAGCAUCAUGUCUGAUCAAGUUGUUUCAAUGACGAUUGUUGCCGCCGAUGGCAAACUGUACGAGUUCUGCAACACAACGAAUGCUUUUGAAAUGGAUGCCGCCAGACUUAACUUGGGCUUAUUUGGUAUCAUUUAUUCUGUGACCUUCCGCACGGAGCCAAUGUUUAAUCUUCGUAUGACAGAUACUACUCCGUUAGCCAAAGAUUUCCUUGUUCCAUCUGCCAUCAAGCAGUUGUUUGAAUCUUCGGACAGUCUUCAUAUCUUUUAUUGGCCAUUCAACUCAUAUGACCCAAAAGAAUCGCAACCACUUGAUCCGACCAAGGAUAAAAUGUGGAUAAAACAAUGGGUGCGAACCGACGAAAAGCCAACUCUUUCCCAAGAAGAACUUACUGCCAUACAUGCUCUUCGAAAUGAUUCUGCUUUACAUGCGAAUUAUAUAUAUCAGGUUAUGCUUGAAAAUCCAGAAACUACUCCAAUCGUUACUUCAUCACUCUGGCGUGAGGGGCCCGGAUUAUCAGAGUACAGCCUUGUACUUCAGGCUCCCGACGCGAUCCAUUUUUUGUCCUCCGAUGCAAAAAAUAUACCGUCAGAUUUAUUUGCAUUCGGAUUCAAAGUUGAUAAAGAUUUUAAGAAUUUUGUUGAGGAACAUCAGGCUGUCAUCGAUGCGACUUACGCGGCUGCAGCACAAAAUUCUUUCCCAUUUAACUUGGUUCUCGAAACACGAAUCAUAAGAUCUUCGCAUUCUUUACUCGCGCCUAACUUCGACACAGAUCCAAAUGCUAUUUACUGCAUCAUGGAUUUGACCACUUAUCGUUAUACAUCUGGUUUCCAAACUUUCGCUUCAUCGUUUGCACAGAGAUGGAUCCAAAAAUAUAACGCGAAACCCCAUUGGGCCAAAGAAUGGGAAUUUGUGCCUAAUAUAAUAUCGUAUCUUUCCCAAGCUCACAAAAAGCAAAUCAAAAUCUUUGAGAAAAUACGUGAAAAAUAUGAUCCAGACAAGCUGUUCUUUGAUAAUGAGUCAUUGCAAGAAAUUUUCGAUGGUGCUCUCACUGAAUAA
Molecule: messenger RNA, 1596 nt
Organism: Diversispora eburnea
Lineage: Eukaryota; Fungi; Glomeromycota; Glomeromycetes; Diversisporales; Diversisporaceae
Source: the annotation of a GenBank genome assembly